Molecule: messenger RNA, 7296 nt
Organism: Schizosaccharomyces octosporus yFS286
Lineage: Eukaryota; Fungi; Ascomycota; Schizosaccharomycetes; Schizosaccharomycetales; Schizosaccharomycetaceae
Product: phosphatidylinositol kinase Tor2
Exons: 1
Coding region: 117-7133 (2338 amino acids)
Biological process (GO): TOR signaling; negative regulation of macroautophagy; protein phosphorylation
Cellular component (GO): TORC2 complex; TORC1 complex; nucleus
Molecular function (GO): protein binding; protein-containing complex binding; protein serine/threonine kinase activity
Source: RefSeq, a predicted model, not a curated record
UAUGUACUACCAUAGCUACAGUAACGUUUUACAACUUCCUUAACCAGCUCACCUUUCUAAAGAAACAGGAACUGCAUUCUAUUCAAUAUAAUGAAGCUUUUUUGAGAUUUGAUAUAAUGCUAGAAUUUCCUGGAUUGAAAAGCAGAUCCGAAGAAACUCGCAAUAAAGCGGCCAACGAACUCUUUGAUUAUGUUGUGGCUUGCUCUCGUGAGUUGUCAGGAGAAGCCUUAAUUCAAUUUAACAAUGAAGUUAAUAAAUAUGUAUAUAAAUUAGUUCACAGUAAUGAUUCAGUUGAUCGACUGGCUGGCGUCACUGCCAUUAAUAGACUUAUUGACAUCGAAGCGGAGGAUACUACUCGAAUCACUCGCUUUGCUAAUUAUCUAAGAAUAAUUCUUCCUGGAAACGACCAAACGGCUACAGACUUAGCUGCUAAAGCAUUAGGGCGUCUUGCUGUACCAGGUGGUGCCCUAACAUCGGAAUUUGUGAACUUUGAAGUGAAACGAGCUUUAGAAUGGCUUCAAGGAGAACGGAAUGAAAAUAGAAGAUACGCAGCCGUCUUGAUACUAAAAGAGCUGGCAAAAAAUACGUCUACUCUCAUUUACGCCCAUAUCGACUCGAUAUUCGAAUUUCUUUGGCAUGGUCUACGUGAUCCCAAAGUACUAAUUCGUACUGCUUCUUCAGAUGCUCUUAGUGAGCUAUUGGAAAUUGUACGCCAAAGAGAUUCCCUGAUACGCUUGCAAUGGUACACUCGGAUUCUUGUUGAAGCACAGAAUGGUGUCGCUCAAGGAUCUAAUGAAUACAUACAUGGUAGCCUUCUUGUUUAUCGUCAGCUAUUCUUGAAGGCAGGUAUGUUUAUGCACGAAAGAUAUCGAGAAGUUUCCAAUACCAUUUUGCAGUUUAAAGAUCAUCGGGAUUCUUUGAUUCGAAAAACUGUUACAGAAUUAAUUGCUACGAUUUCUACUUAUAAUCCGGAAGAGUUUGUCUCUAAUUAUCUACAUGUCUGCAUGCUUCAUCUAUUAAACUUGCUCAAGAAGGAACGUGCUCGAAUGCUCGCUUUUUCAACGUUGGGAAAAAUAGCGGUUGCCAUAACUAAUAGUAUAGUUCCAUAUUUGGAUCCUAUAUGUGCUGCUAUAAAGGAAAGCUUAACAGUACAUAUUAGAAGUAAAAAUAGCUCUGAUGCUGCCAUUUUUCAAUGUAUAAGUUAUCUUUCUAUUGCUUUAGGUCAAGCUUUUUCAAGUUAUGCGUACGAUCUGUUUGAUUUAAUUUUUGCAAGCGGUCUUUCAGAAGCUUCAUAUGACGCUCUUUCUCAUUUGGCCCAUAAUAUCCCUCCUUUACUCCCUGUCAUCCAGGAACGUCUAUUGGAUAUGUUAAGUAUUAUUCUAAGCGGCAGACCUUUUAUCCCUCCAGGCUGUCCCCAUCAACAUGUCGUACGUGUAUUGCAAAGUGCUAAGGAAAGUGGAUUAAAAGUUGGCCCCUAUACAAAUGAUGUUUAUGUUUUGGCACUUCAAACUUUAGGUGAUUUCAACUUUUCAGGGUAUAUAUUGAAUGAGUUUGUCAAAGAUUAUGUAGUGACUUAUCUUGAAAACGAUGAUGCUUCCAUACGAAAAGCAGCAGCGGUAACUUGCUGUGAAUUAUUUGUCCAUGAUCCAAUUCAUUCACAAACUAGCGAUCAUGCAAUCCAAGUGGUUGCUGAGGUUUUGGAAAAACUAUUAACUGUUGGAAUAUGUGACACUAAUCCUGACAUUAGACUGACUGUUCUUCUUUCUCUUGACUCUCGCUUUGAUAGACAUCUGGCACAAGUUGACAAGAUCCGAUUACUUUUUAUCGCUAUAAAUGAUGAAGUCUUUUCAAUCAGGGAAGCAUCCUUAAAGAUCCUUGGAAGAUUAAAUGCUUAUAAUCCGGCUUAUGUUAUGCCAUAUCUUCGAAAAUUAAUGCUUAAAACACUGACUGUCUUAGACUAUUCAAAGGUAAUAAGAACCAAAGAAGAAAAUGCACGACUCAUCUGUCUUUUGAUAUCAGCUGCUCCCAAACUAAUAGAAUCACACGUUGGUCCAAUUUUACAGAUAUUGGUACCGAAAGCUAAAGAUUCUAGCCCUUCCGUGGCUGCCAAUAUUGUUAAUUCUUUUGGAGAAAUUUGUCAAAUAAGCGGUGAUACUAUACUUACAUUUAAGAAGGACUUGAUGCCUUUAAUCAUUGAUGCUCUUCAGGAUCAGAGCUCUCCAGUAAAGAGAGCAGCGUCUUUGAGAACUUUGGGUAAUUUGUCAGUUAGUACUGGUUAUGUCAUAGAUCCUUAUCUUGAAUAUCCUUCGUUACUGGAUAUUUUGGUUGGUAUUAUUAAAACAGAACAAGAUAUUUCGAUUCGCCGGGAGACAAUAAAACUUAUCGGUACUUUGGGAGCGCUUGAUCCUAACAGACAUCAAGUACUGGAAAAAGGGACAGAAAAGCUAGUACCUGAGCAAAAAAACAUUCCGUCCGAUAUUUCCUUGUUAAUGUCGGGUAUUGGGCCCUCAUCAGAGGAGUACUAUCCAACAGUGGUUAUCACUGCGUUGAUGAGUAUUCUUAAAGACCCUUCCUUAAGUAUUCAUCACACAGCAGUCAUUCAAGCUGUGAUGUAUAUAUUUAAGACUAUGGGCUUACGCUGUGCUCCAUUUCUUUCUCAAAUUAUUCCUGAAUUUAUAGCUGUCAUGAGAACCUCUCCGUCGAAUAUCCUCGAGUUUUAUUUCCAACAAUUGAGUAUAUUGGUUUUAAUUGUCCGUCAACAUAUAAGAACCUUUUUACCAGAACUUUUUAAAUUGAUUACGGAUUUUUGGAACCCAAAUUCAAAUUUGCAGUUUACUAUAUUAUCACUGGUAGAGUCACUGGCACGUGCUAUGCAAGGCGAGUUCAAGCCGUACCUUCCUCCUCUGUUAGCUAUGAUGCUUCAAGUAUUUGACUCAGAUGUAUCACCAGAUUCCACGAGCAUGAAGAAGGUUCUGCAUGCAUUUAUAGUUUUCGGUGAUACUCUAGGUGACUACUUUCAUAUGUUAUUGGGAUCUCUCAUGCGAUUGUAUGAACGGCAGGAUGUGUCAUUAGAUGUCCGUGAAAACGUUAUGAUAACCAUUGGACGUUUGUCAACUGUAAUAAAUAUAUCUGACUAUGCUUCUAGGAUUAUUCAUCCAAUUAUGCGUACAUUAUCUUCCGGUGCUCCUUCCUUGGUUCGUGUCAGCUUGAAUACUUUAUGUGCCCUUAUCUAUCAACUGGAUGUAGAUUUCGCUAUUUUUAUUCCUAUGAUUAACAAAUCUCUUGUUUCACGUGGGAUAACGCACGAAACCUAUGAUUUGUUAGUUUCAAAAUUCUUUCAUGAGGAACCUCUACCAAAUGAAUUAAAUCCCUAUGAAAAAUACGACAAGCCGAAGCUAGAUGUGGUUGCUUCUGCCGCUGACAUUACAUCCAAAAAGCUACCCGUAAAUCAAGAAAUCCUGCGGAACGCUUGGGAGGCUUCCCAACGUUCAACUAAAGAUGAUUGGCAGGAAUGGAUGAGACGACUCGCUGUAGCACUUUUAAGGGAGUCACCUUCUCAUGCAUUACGGGCUUGUGCUGCUUUGGCUGCUGCUUACCAACCUUUGGCUCGUGAAUUAUUUAAUGCUAGCUUUGUAUCAUGUUGGUCAGAGCUUUACGAUCACUUUCAGGAAGAACUUGUCCGAUCUAUAGAAAUUGCUUUGACUUCGCCUCAUAUAUCGCCUGAGAUCAUUCAAAUUUUGCUCAACCUAGCUGAAUUUAUGGAACAUGAUGAUAAACCAUUACCGAUUGAUAUUCGUACGCUAGGUGCCUACGCAGCUAAGUGUCAUGCUUUUGCCAAAGCGUUACAUUAUAAAGAGCUAGAAUUUAUUGAAGAAGAACUUGUUACCAAGCCCUCUAUAGACACUAUUGAAGCCCUAAUUUCUAUUAACAAUCAGCUUCAACAACCUGAUGCUGCUAUAGGUAUUUUGAAGCAUGCUCAACAAAACGAUAAAAUGAAUUUAAAAGAAACAUGGUAUGAGAAGCUUCAAAGAUGGGAGGACGCAUUAGCUGCCUACGAAAAACGAGAAGCUUCUGGAACUGGUAACUUCGAGAUAACUAUGGGCAAAUUGCGUUGUUUACAUGCUUUGGGUGAGUGGGAUAGAUUAUCUCAGCUGGCCCAAGAAAAUUGGAUUCAUGGUGGUUAUGAGAUGAGAAGAUAUAUAGCACCUCUUUCCGUAGCGGCUGCAUGGGGAUUGGGUCAAUGGGAGCAAAUGGAUGAGUAUAUUUCCGUGAUGAAGUCAGAGUCACCUGAUAAAGCAUUUUUUAGUGCUAUUGUUGCGUUACACCGGCUGCAAUUCGAGGAAGCUUCAGCACAUAUUACGAGAGCUCGUGACUUAUUGGAUACAGAACUUACUGCUCUUGUUGCUGAAAGUUACAAUCGAGCUUACAGUGUCGCGGUACGUGUACAAAUGCUAUCUGAGUUGGAAGAAAUUAUCAGCUAUAAGAAAGCAGAAAACAAACCGCAUGUUCGUGAAGUAAUAAAGAAAACUUGGAUUCGCCGUUUAAAGGGAUGCCAACGAAAUGUAGAUGUGUGGCAACGAAUGCUACGAAUAAGGUCUUUAGUUAUUUCUCCAAAAGAAAAUAUGGAAAUGUGGAUUAAGUAUUCUAAUUUGUGUCGUAAAUCGGGACGAAUUGGACUAGCUAAAAAGUCUCUAGAUUUAUUGCUGGAAGAUGAAAAUCACCUUGAAGGUAACGUCCUUCCUAAAAACGCGCAUCCAUCAAUCAUAUACGCGAAACUUAAGUUCUCAUGGACCGUCGAUGAUAAAAAACGUGCACUUGUCAAUAUGCAAGAGUUUACUGCUCAAUUAAUAUCUGAUAUAAACAUUGAUCCUGCGUUAUUCGCUCAAUCGGCCAUCACUGGUUCUCAAAAAUCACAGGAAGAAAUUCAUUAUUAUUUUCAUUUGCUGGCACGAUGUUACCACAAGCAAGGUCAAUGGCAGCAGGAAAUUGAACCUAAAUGGUCAGAAGGUCUGUUCACUCGUGUGUUGCAAUCCUAUAUGUAUGCUACACAAUUUGACUCGAAAUGGUAUAAAGCUUGGCAUUCUUGGGCUUUAGCAAACUUUGAUGCAAUUAAACAUCUAGAACAAUCCGAGGAUAAUAUACCGUUGGGCGCUUAUGAACAGUAUAUAAUUCCUGCAAUUAAGGGCUUCUUCAAGUCAAUUGCCUUGAGCAAAGGUAAUAUUCAAGAUACACUAAGACUUUUGAGCCUUUGGUUCAAAUAUGGUAAAAAUGCAAAUGUUAUCAACACUUUAAAUCUUGGCAUAGCGACAGUGAAUAUUGAUAUCUGGCUUGAAGUUAUUCCUCAGCUUAUUGCUAGAAUUCAUGCUCCUUCAUUAAAUGUCAGAAAAUCUGUGCAUCAACUGCUUUCAGAUGUAGGUCGUGCGCAUCCUCAAGCACUCGUUUAUCCUUUGACUGUUGCUGCUAAAUCACAAAGUUCGACAAGACAAAAUGCAGCCCUCGCAAUCAUGGAUUCAGUUAGGACACAUAGCGCUCGGUUAGUGGAGCAAGCUAGAUUAGUAAGUCAUGAACUAAUUAGAGCGGCUAUCUUAUGGCACGAACAAUGGCACGAAGGACUUGAAGAAGCUUCCCGUUUAUAUUUUGGUGACCAUAAUAUUGAAGGAAUGUUUGCUGUGUUAAGACCACUUCAUGAAAUGUUAGAACGGGGACCUGAAACAUUGAGAGAAAUAUCUUUUCAACAGGCUUUUGGGCGUGAUUUGAUUGAAGCAAGAGAUUGUUGUAUUCGUUUUGAACAAACUGGUGAUAUUUCUGAUCUAAACCAAGCAUGGGAUCUAUAUUACCAAGUAUUUAAGAAGAUUCGUAAGCAACUUCCUCAGCUAACAACGCUUGAUCUGCAAUAUGUCUCGCCUAAACUUCUGUACGUACACGAUCUUGACCUUGCAGUGCCCGGUACAUAUGUGAGUGGAAAGCCUGUAAUAAGAAUUGUUAAAUUCUACCCUACUUUUAAUGUUAUCACUUCUAAGCAACGGCCUAGACGUUUGAGUAUUAGGGGAAGUGAUGGUAAAGAUUAUCAAUAUCUCCUGAAGGGACAUGAGGAUAUCCGACAAGAUGAGAGAGUAAUGCAACUCUUUGGACUUUGUAACAAUCUUUUAUCCGCAGAUCCUGAAACAUUUAAACGAUUAUUAUCUAUUCAGCGUUAUCCAGUUAUUCCUUUAUCCCCUGACUCAGGUCUGUUAGGGUGGGUUUUAGACAGUGAUACAUUACAUGUGCUCAUACGUGAUUACCGAGAGAGCAGAAAAAUUCUUUUAAAUAUUGAACAUCGCCUUAUUAUACAAAUGGCUCCUGAUUAUGAUCGACUCUCGUUGCUCCAAAAAGUAGAAGUGUUUGAAUACGCUUUAAUGAGUACUACAGGUCAAGACUUGUACCGUGUUUUAUGGCUGAAAAGUCGAAGUUCUGAGGCCUGGCUUAAUAGACGGACAAAUUACUCCAGAAGUCUUGCUGUCAUGUCUAUGGUUGGUUAUAUAUUGGGUUUAGGUGAUCGACAUCCUUCUAAUUUAAUGUUGGAUCGCUAUACUGGAAAUAUUAUUCAUAUUGACUUUGGCGACUGUUUUGAAGUUGCUAUGCAUCGUGAAAAGUUUCCUGAAAAAAUUCCAUUCCGUCUUACCCGUAUGCUGGUGAACGCAAUGGAGGUUAGUGGUAUAGAAGGAACGUUCCGUAUCACUUGCGAGCAUGUUAUGCGUGUACUCCGUGACAACAAAGAGUCUGUGAUGGCAGUUUUAGAAGCCUUUGUUCAUGAUCCUUUAAUUAAUUGGAGACUUGCUCCUGUUUAUUCUCCUACAGUCGACGAAAAGCCGCUAGCCGACACUCAUAACAUUAUAUUGGGUGAUAAUCCAGAAGGUUUACACAGGAAGCGUUUGGAUGAAGAGGGAAUAACGCUGGAGGAGCGUCAAAAGCCUGAGGUUCUAAACCAGCGUGCUGUAACGGUUUUGAAUAGGAUCAAUAAUAAGCUAACGGGUCGAGAUUUCAAACCUCAGCAAUGCUUGGAUGUUCCAAAUCAAGUGGAAAAGCUAAUCCAGCAAGCUACUUCAAUCGAAAAUCUAUGCUUAUGCUACAUAGGUUGGUGCAGCUUUUGGUAAUUUUUUUGUAAUGUCUUACUUUUCAAUGCUUAUUACUUGUUUAUAUAUAUAAUUGAAUCCUACUAGUUUUUUGAUCAUUGCGUGCAAACUGACACUUAAACUUGAGUUACACAAGUUAUAAAUAAUUUAAAUAAUAAUAUUUGAUUAAGCUAAAUUACUAAGA